CAACUGAGUGUCCUGAGGUGAUGGUAGCUCCUGACCAGGCUGAUUCCCUGGAGGCCUUUGUGCAGCUCCGAGUUGGCCAGGAUGAGGACGUUUUUGGAAAGGUGAUCAACAAUGUGGAGAGGGCCCAAGAGAGACAGAAAUUGUCAUACCGGCAGAGGAUGAAGAAGGGGGUCAAGUGCUUCAUCAUCCAACCUGGAAUGGAGGUCCUCAAGAAGGAUGCGAGGAAGAAAGGGAGACCUGGGCAAACCAUGGACCCAAACUGGAGCCAGACCAUCUACAGAGUUAUGGAGGUUCUUCCAAACAAUAUGGUUAGGCUGGAGACCCUGGAUGGAAAGCCCAAGCAUAUGAUAACCCCGUAUGCAUCACUAAAACCUCUGCGCCCGAGGACUCACCCUGGCUGGCCAAAGGAUUCCCCUUCAGCCCCUGUGCUUCCAGGAGAUGCUGAAAUGCUGACUUCUUCAUCGGAGGAGGAAACUGAGUGUCAUUGUUUCACGGACCACACAUAUGCUGGCCCCACAUCACCCUGGAAAAAGGAGCUGCACCCCGACCAGAAACAACUGCUCGAGUAUGUUUUGGCCUGCGAUCGUCCAGCUAUGGAACUGAUCGUUAAAGAGGGAGGGGUGUGUUUAACCCGAGAAGAGUUUUGGUCUCUGGGGUUGUCCAGAGACAUGGACUCCACGGGCAAAGAUGUCUUCAUUGCCAACAUGUAUAUUGUACCAACGUGGAAGCACAAAGACGUCGAUCCAAUGUCAAGCCUUCCAAGGGAUGCACAUCUAAAGGAUGCACUCCUCUUCCCAGCGUGGAGCAAGCACAACGGGCCGGAGCAUUACCUUCUCUGUCCAUGUUCCAGUGGUGUGCUACAGGGGUCCCCAACCACAGAGUCAUGGACCAGUACUGGAGCAUUGCGCAGCACAUCGUCCCAGGAAGCUGGAGUGAGCUCACUGGAAAAGACAUGCAGGAGAUCCCACGCCAGACCUCGGGGAAUGACUGUGGUGUUUUCAUGCUCAUGUACUCCCUCUGGCUCUGUGCGGACAAUACUUUUCACUACAGUGUGCUGGACAUGCAGUCAAUCCGGCGUUGGUGGUGUGUCCUUCUAAUGGAGCGCUUUGGCAUUGAAGGGUAGGACAACUUCUUGAAAUAUCUGAUGUAUUGUUUAUCAUGAUUAGUAACUGCCUGCGAUGAGGUGGCGACUUGUCCAGGGUGUACACUGCCUUCCGCCCGAAUGCAGCUGAGAUAGGGUACAGCGACCCCCCGCGACCCCAAAAAGGGACAAGCGGUAGAAAAUGGAUGGAUGGAUGGAUGGAUUAGUAACUGUAAUCUGAAGAGUUUUCUUCAAUUUCCCCUACAGGCAUGGCCAGAGGUUCUGUUAUUGGACAGACAAGGCGAGCGGCCUAUUGCAGGGCAUUCUUCAGCCAGUCUUUAGGGUAUCCAGAACUCAGUCCAGGCCAUCGACUGCGUCAUCAAAGAAUAACUGAAUACAGUACUGGUGCAGCUCGCGCAAUGUUUGGAACAAAACAUUUGUAAACAAU
Messenger RNA from Entelurus aequoreus (snake pipefish), 1529 nucleotides. RefSeq lists its product as uncharacterized. The transcript has 14 exons. The coding region runs from base 21 to 1097 and encodes 358 amino acids. The record is from RefSeq and is a predicted model, not a curated record. Lineage: Eukaryota; Metazoa; Chordata; Actinopteri; Syngnathiformes; Syngnathidae.